GGUUUCAGAAGCCAAAUAAAAAUUUGGUACAGCUAUUUCUGAAACUCUUUUUCUACAGGUCAUGGCAACCGACAAGCAGCUGAGUAUGGCGGCGAGCGCCAUAGCGUUGCGUGGCGUCCGUCUUUUCCUAAGUGCUGGACGCAACGCCGUGGAGCGUCGAGCCCAGACGGCUGCGGAACCGGCCAAGCACCGACCCAAGCCGAAGCCCGUGGUCCCAGGGGCCAGGCCUCCGCAGAAGGUCUUUGAUAUGCUGGCUAGAACUUCUAAAUUUAACAAGCAUGAACUGGAGGCUCUGUACGCGAUGUACCGGCGGCUGGUGACGGCCGCCCAGGGGAUCUUGCCGCCCACCGCCAUAGGACAACCGCCAGCGAAAGUCGAUGGUAUAGAUCAAGGCACUUUCCGCGAUGUGAUGCACAACACCUUCGACAUGAUCACGGAAGAGGCCAUCUUGGAAAGAAUAUGGAUCACAUGGGACCGCGGGGCGAGUGGUGGGGAGGGCGCCCUGAAGUUUGAAGCAUGGGUGCGCGGGCUGAGCGUACUACUAAGAGGGACUGAGGAGGAGAGAAGGAACCACUGCUUUGCUGUAUACGACCUGAAUGCUGAUGGAUAUAUUACCAGGGAUGAGAUGUUCGUGCUGCUGAAGAACUCCCUCCUCAAACAGCCAGGAGACGAAGACCCAGACGAAGGUGUACGGGAUCUAGUAGAGCUGGUCCUCAGGAAGAUGGACGUCGACAAGGACGGACGAGUAUCUCCUGAAGACUACAAAGAUGCUGUAGAACAAGAACCACUGUUGUUAGAAGCAUUCGGCCAAUGUCUUCCAUCCAGGCGUCACGCCCUUGCUUUCCUGAAAACUUUGAACCCUAAGCCCAAGGACUUACGGUCCUGAAUAAGAUAAUUUAAAGUUUUAAUUGAAGUCGGUGAAACGUCAUUUUCAUUUCAUAAUCCAUCGCUAAUGAAAUUUAAAUAGGGUCAUAUCGCGUGUUCGCGUCCACCUAUCCACCUAUUUAUUAAAUAAGUGAUAUCAAACAUGUAAAUAAUUAUGUGGAUAACAUGCAUCUAGCAUUCUUAUGUUGUCGGAUUAGCCUUGAAUUUAGAGAUAAGCGUUAAUUAGUUUACCAACUUACGAUAAUAGUAAUUAAUUGUAAAAUAAUAUUAUGUAAGUAUGAAACUGUAGCGGAUAAAGUGAAGGUUAA
Ostrinia furnacalis (Asian corn borer) is the source of this 1193-nucleotide messenger RNA. Its product is annotated as EF-hand calcium-binding domain-containing protein 1-like. Gene Ontology annotation, molecular function: calcium ion binding. The record is from RefSeq and is a predicted model, not a curated record. The transcript has 5 exons. The coding region runs from base 62 to 886 and encodes 274 amino acids. Lineage: Eukaryota; Metazoa; Arthropoda; Insecta; Lepidoptera; Crambidae.